Anolis sagrei ordinatus is the source of this 543-nucleotide messenger RNA. RefSeq names its product zinc finger HIT-type containing 3 (gene ZNHIT3). The record is from RefSeq and is a predicted model, not a curated record. Lineage: Eukaryota; Metazoa; Chordata; Lepidosauria; Squamata; Anolidae. Gene Ontology annotation, molecular function: protein binding.
UGGGCGGGGCCUAGACCCCGGAAGUGAGCCACGUGGGUGAGGAGCCAUGCAAGAGGAUCUCUGCCAGCGCCAGUGCUUCCUUUGUGGAGUGCUCGCCCCUUACCGCUGCCCUUCCUGCAGGGAGAGAUAUUGCUCCCUGCCCUGCUACAAGAAGCACAAAGAACAAUGUGCCCCCAAAGGAGACCCAGGUCCGCCCCGAGAUGUUUCUUCCCAAGGCAAUCCCAGAACAAAACCAUCCAGUGCAGAAGGAGGUCCUUUUGCUACAGACGACAUCUUGACCGAAGAUGACGAAGGCGACAAGGUCCCCCUCCAUAAGCUUCAGCGCUUGGGGGGAUCCGUGGAACUCGGGGGCCUCUUGCACAACCCGCACCUUCGCCACUUGCUCCUCCGGGUGGACGGGGCACGGGACAAGAGUGCCCUUCUCCGGGAAUUCAUGCAGGAGCCGCUCUUUGCCGAGUUUGCCGACUGCUGCCUGCGGAUUGUAGAGCCGCCGCCACCGGAGGAAGAGGAAGAAGCCCUAGAGUGAGAUCUGCGACUAAAGGA